AUGGAGAAGGGUAGCCGAUCAACGAAUAAGCAGAUCAAUGUUUAUGUAAGUUCCAGAGGCGAUGAAGUUGAUGUUUACGAAUUCACCAACAGGCUUUGUGCUGCUUUUGAAAGUGAAAUCCACUGGAUUUCUCGGUUCCCUGAGUUUCUCAUUGUGAUACCAAUUUUCUACUCUAUCGAUCCAAUCAAGGUGGUAAAGGGUUUUGAUACGAUCUGGAAUGUGGCCAAAAGACUCAGGAAUGACAAAAAACUAACAGCAGAGGAUAUGUUGAGAAUCUACCACGAUGACCCGAACGAGGCACUAUUCUCCAUCCAACCAACCAUUGACGAUUUAAUGCGGUUACAAUGCUUUUCUAAAUAUAUAGGACGGUUUCAAGAAUGGAGGUAUGCUAUACAAAAAGUGGUGGACCUCCCGGGUUGGGAUGUCCGACAUGGUCAAAGCUCGCGAGUGAUCAAAGGAAUUACUAACGAGGUCCUGACACAAUUGCAUCAAAGAGAUUUUCCUUUUGAGAUGGUUGGGAUGCAAUCUCGUGUGGCCGAAGUCAAAAGGCUUUUGAAUUUGGGUUUAGAUGACAAAGUUGGAAUAGUGGGCAUUUGUGGUAUGGGCGGAAUAGGGAAGUCAACUCUUGCUCAGGUAUUGUACAGAAGCAUUUCUUGCUGUUUUGACGCUUCUUGUUUCCUAGAGCAUAUGAAUGAAGCUUUAACGCAAGAUGGUGGAUCUCUACAAGAAAUUCUUCUUCAGAACCUGGAGACCAGAGAUCCAGAUGUAAGGUCUAUUCUGAAAGGAAUGUUCUCAACACACAGAAGUGUAGGACACCACAAGUUUCUCCUAGUUCUUGAUGGUGCUGGUUUUGAACAAAAUCUGGAAGCAGUGAAUUUGAUUCGGAAAUCUAAUUGGUUUGGAAGGGGAAGUAGGAUUAUCAUAACAACUAGAGAUGAACGAGUCCUUCAACUAUGUGAAGUGGAUGCUAUUUACAAGCCUAAAUUAUUGAGUGAGGACGAAGCACUUCAAUUAUUUUGUGUAAAAGCCUUCAGCCAUAACUGUCCUGUGAGAGGAUAUGAAGAGAUGACACAUAGUGUGCUUGAAUAUGCUAAUGGCCUUCCAUUAGCAAUAGUGACUCUGGGUUCAUCCUUGUGCCAAAAAAGCGUGCAAGAGUGGAGAAGUGCCUUGGCUCAGUUAAAGAGAAUUCCUAAUCGUCAAAUAACGGAAGUUCUCAAGAAAAGUUUUGAUGAGUUAGAUCAAAUGAACAAGGAAAUAUUUUUAGAUAUAGCAUGUUUUUUUACAGGGAUGAAGAUUGAUUGGGUAAAGGAAAUUCUAUUGUGUUGUGGUUUCUCUGCAGAAAGUGGAAUUGAAGUUUUGAUUGAAAAAUCACUCAUGAGCAUUUCCAAUCACAAAAUUGAAAUGCAUAAUAUGUUGCAAGAAAUGGGACGACAUAUUGUUAGGCAAGAAUUCCCUUAUGAGCCAACUGAAUGGAAUAGGUUGUGGCUUCUAGAUGAUAUUGAUUAUGUUAUGCAACAAGAUGAAAGCAUGGCUGUUGAGAGAGUUGAAGCUAUAGUCCUAAUUUUGGAAGACUCAAAAAGGGCUGCUUUGAGAAUUGAAGCUUUAUCAGGCUUGAGCAAUCUUAGACUACUUAUAUUUCAUAACGUGAGCUUUUCCGGAACCCUACAUUGCAUUUCAAACAAGUUACGAUAUGUUUGGUGGCAUCAAUAUCCUUGCACAAGUUUACCAUCAAGCUUUGAGCCUUAUGCAUUGGUUGAAUUGAUUUUGCCUGACAGUAAAAUUGAAGAUAUAUGGGAAGGCAGAAAGACGCUCCCUAACUUGAAAAUCUUGAAUCUUAGUGGUUCCAAAAAUUUGGUUAAGAUGCCAGAUUUUGGAGGGGCUCGAAAUCUUGAAAGCUUAGAUCUUGAAGCAUGUACUGGAUUAUUGCAACUUCAUCCAUCUAUUGCUGAAAUAUCAAAGCUCAAGCUCUUAAAUUUGAGAAGCUGUAGUAAUCUUGCUAGUAUACCUAAUGCCUUGUUUUGUCUAAACAACUUGGAAAUGUUAAAUCUGGCUUGCUGCUCAAAACUUGCUCAUUGUUUGAAUUUUUCCCCUUUUGAAGUGCUUGAUGAAAAUGAAGUAACUCAGCAGCAACCAUUUUCUUGUAAGAGACAGAAAUUAUGUAAACGAAAAUCUAUUUAAGUGCUUUGGUGUUCAGGAAUGCUA
This is a messenger RNA of Neltuma alba, 2202 nucleotides long. RefSeq names its product disease resistance protein RPP5-like. The transcript has 6 exons. NCBI's taxonomy places the organism in Eukaryota, Viridiplantae, Streptophyta, Magnoliopsida, Fabales, Fabaceae. The record is from RefSeq and is a predicted model, not a curated record. Gene Ontology annotation, biological process: defense response. Bases 1 to 2178 code for a protein of 725 amino acids. Gene Ontology annotation, molecular function: ADP binding.